This is a messenger RNA of Sipha flava (yellow sugarcane aphid), 1644 nucleotides long. It is a transcript of the gene Snr1, whose product is annotated as SWI/SNF-related matrix-associated actin-dependent regulator of chromatin subfamily B member 1. Gene Ontology annotation, molecular function: transcription coregulator activity. NCBI's taxonomy places the organism in Eukaryota, Metazoa, Arthropoda, Insecta, Hemiptera, Aphididae. Gene Ontology annotation, cellular component: nucleus; nuclear chromosome. The record is from RefSeq and is a predicted model, not a curated record. Bases 204 to 1313 code for a protein of 369 amino acids. Gene Ontology annotation, biological process: chromatin remodeling; regulation of transcription by RNA polymerase II. The transcript has 10 exons.
CAAAAUACGGUUGUGUGCGUUGUUGAGUAUGGUAUCCGCCGGCUGUCGUUGAUCAUUGAUUACGAAUAUUCGGUCGGUACAAUUCGGUCGUCGCAAUUAUCGAGUCUUGAAUUGCGCGGUGCAGUGGCAGUUUUUCGUGUAUCGCGCGUUCGAUUUUUUUCUUGUUUUGUCGUGCACGACAUAUUACCGAUCGGGCUUCAACAAUGGCCUUACGCACGUACGGCGACAAACCGAUCAGUUUCCAAGUAGAAGAGAAUGGCGAGUACUACUGUAUCGGAUCCGAGGUUGGCAACUACUUGCGACUGUUUCGCGGGUCCUUGUACAAACGGUAUCCGGGUAUGUUUCGGAGGACCAUCACGAAUGACGAGAGGAAACGUUUAAUCGAUUUAGGUUUAAGUGCGCAUUGUCUAGCGUCAAGUGUGUCACUGUUAAGAGCAUCUGAAGUUGAAGAUAUUAUUGAUGGUAAUGAUGAACGCUACAAAGCUGUAUCUGUAACUUCUACCGAACCGUUAAUUACCAGAGAAUCUAAAGGAAAAAAGUCAGUACCAUGGGUUCCAUCAUUACCAAACAGUUCUCAUUUAGAUGCUGUUCCUCAGGCUACACCUAUUAACCGCAAUAGGAUUAUACAAAAAAAAGUCAGAACAUUUCCACUAUGCUAUGAUGAUACAGAACCGGCAAACAUUCACGAGAAUGCCAAUUUUUCAGAGCUGUUAGUUCCUAUCAGACUUGAUAUGGAAAUUGAAGGACAAAAAUUGAGAGAUACGUUUACUUGGAAUAAGAACGAAAGUUUAAUAACUCCAGAACAGUUUGCUGAAGUGCUCUGUGAUGAUUUAGAUUUAAACCCAUUACCUUUUGUACCAGCCAUUGCACAAUCUAUACGCCAGCAAAUUGAAGCAUUUCAUAAUGAUAAUAUAUUAGAUGAACAACAUGAUCAAAGAGUAAUAAUAAAAUUAAAUAUUCAUGUAGGUAAUACAUCAUUAGUGGACCAAGUGGAAUGGGAUAUGGGAGAAAAAGACAAUUCACCUGAACAAUUUGCCAUGAAAUUAUGUGCCGAACUUGGUCUUGGUGGUGAAUUUGUAACAGCAAUAGCAUACUCUAUCAGAGGACAGUUAAGCUGGCAUCAGCGUACCUAUGCUUUUAGUGAGGCACCAUUGUCAGUGGUUGAAACUCCAUUUCGACCUCCAUCUGAUGCUGAUCAAUGGAGUCCAUUUUUAGAGACUUUAACUGAUGCAGAGAUGGAGAAGAAGAUCAGAGAUCAGGACAGGAAUACUAGGCGUAUGCGGCGAUUAGCCAACACCACACCAGGAUGGUAAUAAGAAUCAUUAUUAAGUAUUUUAAAUAUAAAUUAACUCGUCUCCCGUGAGUCCAAAAAUUUAAGGAUUGUUUGUGAUAUGUCCAAGUUCCAUCAUAAUUCCAUUUCAUCAUCAUCGAUGGGGAUAGUGCUGAAAAUGUUGUAUUGAAUAUUAUUAAACACUUAUUUUACAUUAUAUAAAAAAGUUUUUUAGGAUAACUAAUGAUUGUGUAGGUAAUAAGAAAAUUUGCUUGUAUGAUGUUCCAGAACUUUCUUCGGAUCUUAUAACUCAAUAUUGUCCACUUAAAAACUUGUAUAAUACAUUUGACAAUAAAUAAAAAUAAUUAUUUAUA